UAAACCUGAUAGAAAAACGCCAACCAUUCCUUGCCAACAUGGAUGGGAAUUCAACAAGAGUGAAAUACCUUAUCCAACAAUAACCAGUGAAAUGGGAUGGGUUUGUGAUAAGGAUAGUUACCCUGCUACAGCACAGGCUAUCUAUUUUGUUGGUUCUAUAAUUGGAAGCUUGAUAAUUGGCUAUCUAGCAGACCGAUAUGGAAGAUUAAGUGCAGCCAUCAUCAGUACUCUCAUGGGAGGUAUCUUUGGAAUUCUUACUAUUUUCUCCAAUAACAUUUAUGAUUUUUCAGUCUACAGGUUUCUUACUGGGACCGCGUAUGAUUCAUGUAGGAUUAUGGCAUAUCUAAUUUGCUUAGAAUUCAUUGUUCCUAAACACAGGAGUUCUGUUGCAAACGUAACCUUUGGCGUAUUUUAUUGUUUAGCAGUCAUCGUUUUACCGUGGAUAGCUUUGGCUUGUGGCGAUUGGAAAAUAACAGCAUUAGUGACGUCAAUUCCUCUUUUAACAGUAAUAUUAGCUCCACUUUAUCUCCCUGAAAGUCCAAAAUGGUUACUUUCUAAAGGACGUGUAGACGAAGCUAUUAAGAAAGCUGAAAGAGUUGCUGAAGUAAACAAGAAAGUAAUACCACCGGAGCUUAUUAAACAAUUUAAGGUUAAUACUUUGAAUUGUAAAGAAGCCAAGGACAUGAGCAUAAUAGAAGUGUUUAAAAGACCAUAUCUAAGAAAUAUAUUUCUUAUAAUAUGCCUUCAGUAUACACUAGUAGCCAUGACGUUCGACGCAUUGUUUAGGACAAUUAACUUAUUGGAUUUCAAUUUCUUUAUUUCAUUUACACUUAUAUCAUCUACAGAACUUCCGUCCUCGUUGGUCGUGGCAUUCAUAAUGGACGUAUUUGGAAGGAGAGUCCUCAUUUUCGUAUUAUUAGUACUUACAUCAAUAUUUGGUAUAAUUACUACGUUUUUCUCGGGUUGGCAAUCAGUAGCAUGCGCCGUGGCUAUGAGGUUUGUGCUAAAUAUGGCGUACAAUAUCUCAGUUCAAUGGGUCCCGGAAGUACUGCCCGCCGCAGUAAGAGCGUCUGGUGUCAACAUAGCUCACAUAUGCAGCUCUUUUGCCAUGAUCUUCUCCCCAUACAUAGUCUAUUCAGAGGUAUACUAUCGAUCCCUACCGAUAUUGAUAUUAUCUGUUUGUUCGUUAGUUGCUGCAGCAACCGCACUAUUUUUACCAGAAACAGCUAAUAAAGUAAUGCCUCAGACAUUUGAUGAUGCUGAGAAACAAGCAAAAGAUCAUAAGCUAUGGGUUUUCGCAUGUAGUUGGAGUAAACCUGUUAAUAAAGAUUUAAAAACAUAGU
Pieris brassicae (large cabbage white) is the source of this 1343-nucleotide messenger RNA. RefSeq names its product organic cation transporter protein-like. Gene Ontology annotation, biological process: transmembrane transport. Bases 92 to 1342 code for a protein of 416 amino acids. Lineage: Eukaryota; Metazoa; Arthropoda; Insecta; Lepidoptera; Pieridae. The record is from RefSeq and is a predicted model, not a curated record. Gene Ontology annotation, molecular function: transmembrane transporter activity. The transcript has a single exon.